AAUUUAGUCGCAGGCUGUUGGUUGAUUCGAGUGAGUGGCGCGCGGUUCGGUAACAUCAAGAAAAAUGGUUGUUACGUGUGAGAUCAGCUUCGAUAAUAAUAGAUUUGGCACCUUCUAUGCCGGACAGCUGGUGGGUGGCAGUGUAACACUCAAGUCCGACAAACCAAAGGAAGUUCAAGCUAUCUUGCUCAAGGUAGUUGGCUACUCCAUCACCAAGUGGAGUGAGAAGAGUCUGGGAUCCACUAAGCAGUAUGCUGGCAGAGAAGACUAUCUAUCGUCCAAUACCUAUCUGGUGGGGUCCGAGCAAAACAACAACAGACACAGCAUAGAGGCUGGCGUGCAUAACUAUGAUUUUUCCUGCCAGCUGCCCUACCAGUGUCCUUCCUCCUUCGAGGGUCGCUACGGCUGCAUACGAUACAUAGUGAAAGUCCUGCUCAUUCGACCCUGGAAAUACGAUCAGGCCUAUACCACGGGAUUCACAGUGCUCAAGAUGAUGGAUCUGAACUUUGAGACCCCACAGCUGCGGUUGGCGGCACACAGCGAGGGGUAUCGCACCUUCUGCUGCGGUCCCUGCAAGACGGAUCCGCUGAAGCUGGAGCUGAAUCUGCCCCAGGCGGGCUAUGUGCCUGGACAGAAGAUACCCGUCACCGUUGUGGUGGUGAACAACACCAGUGUGGCCGUCUCCCAGCUGCGUCUCUCCCUGGUGAUGCUCAUCCGCUACUUCAGCCUCAGUCCGGAUCACGCACGCGUCGAACGCAUCAUCAUCUCCAGAGCGAAGGGAGACUCCGUGCUGAAGCAGUGCACCCGCUCCCUGACCAUUGACCUGCCCGUACCUGCGACGCCACCCACCUGCGUGGAGCUGAGCAAUCUCAUUCAGAUUGCCUACCAGGUGGAGGUGGAGGCGCUGGUCAAGAGCCUCCGCGAGGAGCAGCUGAUGGUUAUGCCCGUGACGAUUGGCACCAUGCCCCUGGCCGUAUCGGGGAUUGUUGUCCAGCAGCCACCACGACGAAGUGCUCGCUAUGAUGGCCCCGCAGAUGAGUUGCCUGUGAUCACGGCCCUGGGGGCUGUGCCCAACGAUUUGACGCCCAGCCAAGGGAAUGAUUUAUCUGCACCCACAUAUGAGGAAUGCAUACACACUCCGCGCGGAAAUAUCAACGAGGAGGAGAUCCAUGCUUUUGGCAUCAACGCAUUUGCGCCUCUGUAUCCCGUUUACGGUAUGCCAAGUGCCACGCCAAUACUCUCUGCGAAUGUGAGGAGUGCAGGGCUCGUCAAUCAGAGCUUUGAGAAAUAAACAGCUGGCAGUGCCAAUUUUUUAAAGAUAAUAAAAAUAAUAGAAAUUUAACCGCCAUCUUUGAAGCAGUGCACUGCUUGCUCUGUUAUGCUUUCACUGUUGCGCUACAACUGUUAAGCUAACAUAGCAGGUGUCUGUUAUUGCUGUUCCAGAGUUGCAAAAACAUGUUGCCAACAACUUAACACGUUGCCAAAGACUAACAGCAUGCUGCCAACGAUAUAACAUGUUGCCAACAACUUAGCAUGUUGCCAAUUUUUUUAAAUUAUGCUGCCCAAAAAAUAACAUGUUGCCAAUUUAAUAAAAACAUGCUGCCAACACUUAACAUGAUGCCAAAGACUAACAGCGUGUUGCCAAAGUCCUUGCAUUUUAUAGCGCGGAAAGUGACUGUUAAAACUUUCUUCUACAACGUUAGUGUUAAUGUAACGUAAUGUACAUUCGUGUAACAUUGUGUCCCAAAAUGCACUGUUAAAAAUGCACUGCUUUGUUCAGCAGAAUCGGCUUUAUUCUAGAGUCAG
This is a messenger RNA of Drosophila obscura, 1806 nucleotides long. RefSeq names its product arrestin domain-containing protein 17. The coding region runs from base 65 to 1291 and encodes 408 amino acids. Gene Ontology annotation, cellular component: cytoplasm. NCBI's taxonomy places the organism in Eukaryota, Metazoa, Arthropoda, Insecta, Diptera, Drosophilidae. The transcript has 5 exons. Gene Ontology annotation, biological process: protein transport. The record is from RefSeq and is a predicted model, not a curated record.